AGUUCGAAUAUCAACAUAACGCAUAACAACCAAACACAACCGAGCCAGACCUACAUCACUCUUAUACUACUUUUGCUUCAUCAUCAUCAUCAUCAUCAUCGACAUCAUCGACAUGACAGCUACCCCCGCCGCCGACAUCAUCCACGACCCGAGCCGCCCGCUGCUGAGCGCCCUCCGCGCGCAGGGGUUCGUGGUGCUGCGCUCGGUGCUGACGCCGGCGGAGCUGGAGGAGCUGCGCGGGGCCGCGGCCCGGCUGACGGCGACGGCGCGCGCCGGCGGGUGGCCGCACGUCCGCACCGUCGGCAAGCAGUUCCCCCCUUGGGACUCCUCGCUGGUGCCGGACCGCGCCGGCAUCUGGGGCGUCCAGCACCUGCUGCACCCGGACCUGCCCGUGGCGCCCGAAGACCGCGCCGCCUUUGCGCGGCUCUACUUCCACGAGCGCCUCCUCGCCGUCGCGAGGGAGCUGCUGUCCAUCCCUCCUUCUUCAGAAGCAGCAGCCGACGCCGACGACGACGGUGAGAAGCUGACGAUGGAGCUGUUCAACAUGCUCGUGCGGCCGUCCGGCCCCGGCGUGAGCGAGGACCGGCCGUUCGCGCUGCGCUGGCACCGCGACGACAUACCGGCCAGCGCGAGCGCCGACGAGGAGAUGGCGCGGCUCAAGCGGCCGGGGGAGCCCUACGUGCACGCGCAGUGGAACCUGCCGCUCUACGACGACGACAGCCUGAUCGUCGUCCCCGGCAGCCACGCGCGCGCGCGCACCGACGCCGAGAGGGCCGCCGGCCCGUACGAGGACCACAUCCCCGGCCAGGUCCGCGUCGAGCUGGCCCCCGGCGACGUCGUCUUCUACGACAACAACAUCCUGCACCGCGGCGUGUACGACGUCAAGAAGGAGCGCAUGACGCUGCACGGAUCCGUCGGCCACGCCGACGGCAGCCGCGAGCGGGCGAGGAACGUGCUCCAGCACGGGGUCGGCACGUGGGUUGACCGGUGCGACUUCGCCGUCCUGUCGGACCCCAAGCAGCGGAAGACGGCCGAGGCGAUGCGGAGGCGGUUGGUCCAGCUCGGGAGGGAGAACGAAGGGAGGGAUGUCGGUUACUCGCUGGAGGGUUAGUCAGCAGCAUCAGCCCUGGGUUCUUUUUCUGUUUUUUGUUGGCAUGCUUGUGUGCAUGCACUCCUCCAGAAGUGGUGAAACGAGGAAUUCUUGGGAUCAAUUCCACCAAGAGGAGUUCAUACUCGUGCACAGCAGCAAGGCCCUGUUAUAUAUUCAUAUAUUCAUAUAUAUAUACCUAUA
Molecule: messenger RNA, 1291 nt
Organism: Thermothelomyces thermophilus ATCC 42464
Lineage: Eukaryota; Fungi; Ascomycota; Sordariomycetes; Sordariales; Chaetomiaceae
Exons: 2
Coding region: 113-1111 (332 amino acids)
Source: RefSeq, a predicted model, not a curated record